UCACCCAAGAAGCAGAAGAGGCCAGGGACAAACUGAAGCGUCAUAGAUCAAGCCGUCCAUCUCUCCAAUUCAAUUCAAUUCUCUCUGUGCCUCCACAAGAAUCGUUGGAACAAAGGGUAGAGAGCAAGAUGAGCCCUGCCUUGUCUGUCCUUUCCCUCCUCCUCCUCCUCCUCCUCCUCCUCCUGCAAACGGCCAUGGCCGUGGAGCUCCAGCCCGGUUACUACGCGGAGACGUGCCCGACAGCCGAAGCCGUGGUGAGGGAGGUGAUGAAGAAGGCCCUGAUCUGGGAGCCCCGGAGCGUCGCCUCCGUCAUGCGCUUCCAGUUCCACGACUGCUUUGUCAACGGUUGCGAUGGGUCUCUGCUUCUGGACGACACGCCCACCAUGGUCGGAGAGAAAGAGGCUCUGUCCAACAUCAACUCGCUGCGGUCGUUCGAAGUCAUCGACGAGGCCAAGGACGCGUUGGAGAGGGCCUGCCCCGGCGUCGUCUCCUGCGCCGACGUCGUCGUCAUGGCCGCCCGGGACGCGGUCGCCCUGACCGGUGGGCCGGAUUGGGAAGUGAAGCUGGGGAGGAUGGACAGCCUGACGGCCAGCCAGGAGGACUCAAACGACAUAAUGCCGAGCCCGAGGGCCAACGCGAGCUUCCUCAUCGAUCUCUUCGCCAGGUACAACCUCUCCAUCAGGGACCUGGUGGCCCUUUCCGGGUCUCACUCCAUCGGCCAGGCCCGGUGCUUCUCGAUCAUGUUCCGGCUCUACAACCAGUCGGGGACCGGCAAGCCCGACCCCGCAAUCAACCCGGGAUUCCGAGACAAGCUCUACGAGCUCUGCCCACGGGGCUGCGACGAGAACGUGACCGGAGAUCUGGACUCCACGCCACGGACGUUCGAUAACCAGUACUUCAAGGACUUGGUCGCGGGCAGAGGGUUCCUGAACUCGGACCAGACGUUGUUCACGUCUCCGCGGACGAGGGCGUACGUGAGGAAGUUCAGCAGAGACCAGGACGAGUUCUUCAGGGCUUUCAUCGAAGGGAUGAUAAAGAUGGGGGAUCUGGUGUCGGACCGGCCCGGCGAGAUCAGGAGGAACUGCAGGGUGGUGAACAGCCGGCCGGUGGACGUCUUGCUGGAAUCUUGAAUGAAGGGUUUGAUUAUGCAAUUUCGUUUCAUGACGAGAACAUUCGUAUAAAGAUUUGACCUGGCGAUGAAACAAACAGUUUCGCAAGCAGAGACACAAACAAGAAGUAGUCUGUAUGUUUUCUUGCAAUUAAUUGAAGACAAAGAAUCUGACUAAAAAGUGUUGCCAUUGCUGGAUUGAAAAGACAGAAUUGAUGCAAUUGGUAAGUUGACUACAGUGUCCGCUCCUUAUGAAAACAAACUCUACAACCAAUCUCAAUUCUGUCCCGAACUAUUUUUAUCUCGAAAAAAAUUCUAAACUUUAUGUACAGUUCCAAAUAUGUACCGAACUUUUUUUUAUUUAAAGAAAAUCACCAACUUUAACUCCGA
This is a messenger RNA of Syzygium oleosum, 1498 nucleotides long. Its product is annotated as peroxidase 17. NCBI's taxonomy places the organism in Eukaryota, Viridiplantae, Streptophyta, Magnoliopsida, Myrtales, Myrtaceae. Gene Ontology annotation, biological process: response to oxidative stress; hydrogen peroxide catabolic process. The record is from RefSeq and is a predicted model, not a curated record. The transcript is spliced from 3 exons. Gene Ontology annotation, molecular function: peroxidase activity; heme binding. The coding region runs from base 129 to 1130 and encodes 333 amino acids.